Monodelphis domestica (gray short-tailed opossum) is the source of this 5741-nucleotide messenger RNA. It is a transcript of the gene SLC7A2, whose product is annotated as solute carrier family 7 member 2. NCBI's taxonomy places the organism in Eukaryota, Metazoa, Chordata, Mammalia, Didelphimorphia, Didelphidae. The record is from RefSeq and is a predicted model, not a curated record. Gene Ontology annotation, molecular function: L-ornithine transmembrane transporter activity; L-arginine transmembrane transporter activity; L-lysine transmembrane transporter activity. Gene Ontology annotation, biological process: L-arginine import across plasma membrane; L-ornithine transmembrane transport. Gene Ontology annotation, cellular component: plasma membrane.
ACCCAGGUCCUCCAACAUUCUUCCUCCUGCUUCAAAUCCUUUGCUUUGGGGAAUCCCUGGAGGUUGUAUUCCCAGCCUCGGGGUCCUCUUGGAAAGACGCAGUCUUGUCCCGAGCCUCCCCAGUAAUCGUCCGUGUAGUCGCCUUUGACUGAUUUCCUUGAUCUUUGAAAUUCCAGAUUUAUUUUAGGUUCAUGGUCCAGGCUGUUGUUCUGCCAGGCAGGACAUAUGCCAACUCUGGGGCGAACCUGCCACGUGUGCCUAAGAUAAAUCAGGGUUUUGGAUUCGCCCCUAGGACAGUGGGAGGAGAGCAGCCCAGGGGGAGCAGGGGUGACACCCGGGGACGAUGGAGGAGCAGGGCAAAGGAGGCCAGAGAGGCAGGGACCCUGGGACGUUGCCCCGUAACGGGGAGGGAGAAGCUCUGAGGUAGAUCCUGAAGUAGGGCCCAGGUCACCCGGAGGAGACGGCUCAGCUCGCUUCAGGAGCCUGCCUUGGCCUUAGUUCUUUGGGGAUCUUGAUCACCACCUACAAGAUGAUUCCCUGUGGCGCCAUGCUGACCUUUGUCCGAUGCCUGAUUCGGAGGAAAGUUGUCAACUUGGACAGUGUGGAAGAUUCCAAGCUCUGCCGCUGCCUGACUACCGUGGACCUGAUUGCUCUUGGGGUGGGGAGCACCCUUGGAGCGGGGGUCUACGUUCUGGCCGGGGAGGUGGCCAAGUCCAGCUCGGGGCCCAGCAUCGUCUUGUCCUUUCUGAUCGCUGCUCUGGCCUCCGUGAUGGCUGGGCUGUGCUAUGCAGAAUUCGGGGCCCGUGUCCCCAAGACGGGCUCUGCUUACUUGUACACUUACGUUACUGUGGGCGAGCUGUGGGCCUUCAUCACGGGCUGGAAUCUCCUCCUGUCUUACGUUAUAGGAACCUCCAGCGUGGCCAAGGCUUGGAGUAGCACCUUUGAUGAGCUGCUCAACAAACGGAUUGGACAUUUUUUCCAGGACCACCUCAGCAUGAAUUCCCCAGGGCUCGCAGAGUAUCCCGACUUUUUUGCUGUGUGUCUUGUCCUCCUCCUGUCGGGUCUCUUAUCCUUUGGAGUCAAAGAGUCAGCCUGGGUGAAUAAAAUCUUCACCAUGAUUAACAUCCUGGUCAUUAUCUUCGUGAUCAUUGCGGGGUUUGUGAAGGGCAACAUUGAGAACUGGAGGAUCAGCGAGGACUUCCUCAAAAAUCUCUCCAUUAGCAACAGAGAGCCGCUCAUUAAUAAUGAAACCACCAUCUAUGGAGUGGGCGGCUUCAUGCCCUUCGGCAUCUCAGGGACGUUAGCCGGAGCCGCCACUUGCUUCUACGCCUUUGUGGGUUUUGACUGCAUCGCAACAACCGGGGAGGAGGUCCAGAAUCCUCAGCGGGCCAUUCCGAUCGGCAUCGUCACCUCCCUGCUCGUUUGUUUCAUGGCUUACUUCGGCGUUUCUGCAGCCUUGACGCUCAUGAUGCCCUACUACCUGCUGGACCAGAGCAGCCCUCUCCCUGUAGCCUUCGACUACGUCGGCUGGGGUCCUGCCAAGUAUGUUGUGGCCGUGGGCUCGCUCUGUGCUCUGUCCACAAGUCUCCUUGGAUCGAUUUUCCCAAUGCCACGGGUAAUCUAUGCUAUGGCGGAAGACGGUUUGCUUUUCCAUUGGUUAGCUAAAGUCAAUUCCAAAACGAAGACCCCACUCAUUGCUACUUUGUUGGCUGGUGCCAUGGCAGCGGUCAUGGCAUUCCUCUUCGACCUGAAGGCUCUGGUGGACAUGAUGUCUAUCGGGACCCUCCUGGCCUAUUCCCUUGUGGCGGCGUGUGUCCUUAUCCUCAGGUACCAGCCCAGCAUGACUCACCAGAAGACAAAGUGCUCCCCAGAGAAGGAAGCCUUGACCUCUGGUUCAGCCACAGACACGAAAGGCAACAACAGCCAGCAGGUCCUCUUCAAGCCCUCAGCAUUGCCCACACAGCGCUCAUCUGCUCUUGUUAACUUUUUGGUGGUCCUGCUGGCAUUGCUGAUCCUCGGCUUCAGCAUCCUGAUGACCUAUGGCCUUCAUGCCAUUUCCGUAAAGGAAACGUGGAGCCUCGCCCUUCUCGCCGUGCUCGUCUUCUUCUUCAUCAGUUUCAUCUUUAUCAUCUGGAGGCAACCUCAGAAUAAGCAGAAAGUGGCCUUCAUGGUUCCCCUGCUGCCAUUUUUGCCUGCAUUCAGCAUCCUGGUGAACGUUUACCUCAUGAUGCAGCUGAAUGCCCAAACAUGGAUCCGAUUCAGCAUCUGGAUGGCUGUAGGUUUCCUGAUUUACUUUUCUUAUGGCAUCAGACACAGCUUAGAAGGUAGCCGUAAGGAAGAUGAAGGCAUGUGUUCAGAGAACAUGAUUGAGAAGGCAGAAGAAAAAAGUCCUCUUGAGGCCAGCAGCCUAACAUAGGGCAGGUCCAACGUCCAUCCUUCCCCUGGACCGGACAAGUCGAUGCUGAUGCUGCCUAUGAGCCCUCCACUGGGAAACACAGCUCCAGUGCAAUGCUCCAUCUGUCUUUUGUUGGAAACCAGGACAGGAUGUUUUUGCCAGGUUCCACCAUCGUUGUCCUCAGUUUGCUGCUUUUCCCAGAUAUCCCCUCCCUGAUGUUUGUGUCUCUGGGCUGAGUGAACCCAGACAAGAGCAAUGCUGUCUGGGGACCACCCCUUCCUUGAGGAUUCUUGCUUCUAGGAUGAGCCCAACAAUAAAUGGGGAAAGGAAGACCAGAGUUGCACCUUGCACCUUUUGGUACAUGGAAAUUUUUGCUUUUGUUGUUUUGUGUAAUCCUGUUAGGAUAUUGCCAGUGUUAGCCUUUACUGGGCAGCCCUCCCAGAAAUUGAAGGGUGUUGAGUAGCAGGAGUGUAUGUACCUGUCCAGGUAUGCUCUUCUUGUAUGGUGCCAUUGUGCCUCUGAUGAUCUCUUUGACCUUGUUCCUUUAGCUGACAAACUGUUGGUGUUCCCAUCCAUCCCUUCUAGUUCACAUGGAAAGAGGGCUUUAGGGGAGCAGCAGAACAGGGACAAAGAAAGCGUCCUCGGUAGCUUUUUUUAUAAAUGUCAAUAGUGGAUCCCUUAAGAUGACCCUUCCCCCAGUAAAGAAAUGUUUCUAAUAAAUUAGUAAAUAUGAGCAUUCGCUUCAGACUUGUCAUACACUGUAGAUAUAACAUUCCACAGCAUUUAAUAAUUAUAUAAUUCAACAACCAUAUUUUAAGCACCUACUACUGUUGUGGUGGGAAGAACACUGGAUUUGGUGUCUAAGGACAUGCCUUUCAGUUCUGAUUCUGCUGCUUCUUAGCUGUAUGACCUUAGACAAGUCCUUUGCUAUCUCUAGGCUCUUCCAUAAGCUGAGGGGGUUGGACUCAGUAGCUGAGGAAUCUUCCUCAGCAGUUAGUCAUAUCAUCACCGUGUCACAUCCCUGUCAAAGUAGAGAGAGUAAAAUGGAGAGGGGUGGGGAGGAUCUUGAGCACACAGACUCAUGAGGACUUCAAACACAUCCAUCAGCCAGCCUAUCUUGGGGUGGAAGGCACAGAAUGCCUGAGAUUUGCCUAAAUUUAACUCAUUGUUCCUCCUCUGGGCCAAAUCCACCAAUUUCUUUUAAAAGUUAGGAUUUUCUCUUGUUGUAUGCCCAAAGCCUUCAUUUCUGCCUUCUUGGAAUAACAAUGAGGACAACAACAAAAAAGUGAGUCACAGGAAAAGGCAAAGCUGCUCCCCAACUGUUCUGCUCUCCUUAGUUAGCCAAAAGCAGCUAGGUCCAGUUGGAGGGCUUGCUUCUUGCCCUGUUUCUUUUGGAAACAUUUUAAGAUGUGUUCCUUCUCUCUUCUCUCCCAUUUUUUUAUUAAGUAUUUCCAUCUGUUUGGCCCUGUUAAUCAGGGAGUAUGUCAAUACUGGUAAUAGAAACACUUCCUGUCUCCUACCAGGGUGAGGGCACACACAGUUGCUGGGGUUGGGGGUGGGGGGUGCCAUGCCUGCUUUAGGGGUUCAGUGAUCUGAAAAUAUGAGCCAAAAUGAAAUAAAAAUGAGUCAGUCCCCAAAUUAGCCACGCCUCCUAUCCAGACCCAUUUCAAGUAGGGGUUUGUAGGCAGGAAUUGGGGCUCAGUUUCUUCAGUGGGGGGACAUUACUACUCACCAAGUUGAUGCCUCUCUUGGUGGAAGAGGAGAUGCUCUUCUGGAGUCUUCACAUUUAGAAUUGGAGGGAGGGCAGUGCUGAGUCUCAGAUACCUAUUGGGGGUGGGCUUGACCUCUAGAGAGUCCAAAGAACAUUCAGGAUUCUUAUUGGCCCAAUGGAAAGGACUCGGGAAAAGGCAACUUUAGCUUGCUGUUCCCAUUCUGGGAAGUCCCCUAUUGGUUCUUGAUUCCUUAAUUGGUGGUGGAGAGGUAGGGGAAGCCAUGAGCUUCUGUUGUUGAGUGACAGGCUACUAUUCUAUUUGGAAGGAUGAGAACCCUGACUCUAAUUUUAAAACCUAAUUUAGGAGCAUAAAACCCAAGCACUCAAGCUUAAUGGGACCUUGGAGACCAUCUAGUCCAAUUUUAUUUCACAAAGGAGAAAACUGAGGCCCCAAGAGGCAGAGGGACUUGAGGCAGCUGGUGGAGAACUCUUUUAAAGGCCCUUCCCCAUGGAAGAAAAGGAAUUGAGACUGAAGGCCUCCCCAAAUCCCCUCUUAAGGAUUGUAGGAAUGGGUUUAGCUAGCAGUAGACACCUCAGCCAAGCCCCUAGAGCCUUUUAAAAAUAGGUUUUCUAAUGAGGAAUUGGAUCGUUAUCAGCAAACACAAACAUUUCCAAUGUGCUAAGGACAGAAAAAGGAGGUUUCGUGGGAAACGGAGAAUCUCCUAUGUAGUUGGUUUGUUUUAAGUCUAGAUCACGUAUAGCCAGAUAGAAUGAACACUGUCUUUCUCUAGUCCUUUCCACUAGAGUCCUUGUUUUUGUUUUGUUUUUUAAAUGGAGGUUUUUCUUUCCGAUGUCACAAGAUUGUUCAUUUAGAGUUGAAUGGGCCUGCCUGGCCAGACCUUCCUCCAGAUGAGAGCAGUAGGGAGGUAUGUGUGCUUAUGCAUACACACACUCCCAGGUGCCUAUGUAGAUACAUGCAAACAUUUACAUAUAUACUUAGAAAUAAUAGAGAUAGUUGGGUUUAUGGCAGAGUUUCAGGGAAUGAGAUUUAAAGGUGGGUCAAAAAUUCGAUGUGAUGUUCUCUCUAUUAAUAGAUGUUUCUACAGGAUGUUUUAAGGUAUUAAACUAUUUUGAAAUCCAAUUUUAUAGUGUAUAUACGAUUUUUAAUGGUGUUUUCCAAGAACACGGUAUUUAUACAUUUCUAGCAUGAAAUCAACCUCAGACCUGGAAACCUUCUCGUUGUUGCAUGCCUUAUUUGUCAUCUCUGGUCGGGAUUCUAGAGUGCUUGUAUUGCUCCCUAUGUUGGGUUUUCAGAGGGGCAUAUCCACGUGUGUCUGGUCUCUAGCCAUCACUUCUAUCCUUGUGACACAGCAAGUGGCCACUGGACACAAGAGCUAUUAAACUAGUUUCAUCAAAAGGCAAUUGGCUUUCCAAGAUGCUAGUCCCAGAAAAGAAAAUGUAUUCUGCUUGUCCCCACACCAGACCAUCCACUCAAGGACCCCCCUUUUCUUUGCAAUGCAAAGACCAUUCCAGGCAGGCGUUCCAGAAAACUUGAGUGGAACAAAAGGUUUUUUUUUUUUAAUUCUUUCCUCCUAUCCUGUUUUGUGAAAGAAAAAUAAACAUGUGGUUAUAAUU